GCGGUAGCUGUCGUCUCUAUGGCACGUCUGCGACGUCUAGUCAAGUAUCUAGUGGCAUGCUUGCUCCUAAUCUCAUGCUGUUGCGCGUUGCUUCUGUUCUGGGAAUCAUCAAGGAAAUCGAGCGUUCUACCCGGUAGCAGAGCGACUUCUAGUCGCACUAGUCGAGCACAAAACGCCGAAAUUCGACCACAAACGACACACCGAGCUGUUGGUGCAGGCACUGAGAGGCACGAGGCUGUAGUAGGAGGUGUGCGUGUGCGGGGCAAGGGUGUGGCGGAGGAGGAACGAGCGACCGGUGGAGAGCGGAGAGGGAAAGGUGCAGGUCAUAGGCUUGCUGUUGUCAUUCCGUUCCGUGACCGAGAGGCUCAUUUGAAAGAGUUCGUGAAGCACAUGGUGCCCUUCCUGACCAAUCAGAGCUUGUCAUUUCAAAUAUUAGUUGUUGAGCAAAGUCCAAUCGGCUUCUUCAAUAGAGCCAAACUCAGCAACAUUGGGUUCAAGUUGGCUAAAGAGCGAGGAUUCGAUUACAUCUGCCUUCAUGAUGUUGAUAUGCUACCGUUGAAUAAUCAGAAUCCUUAUGGUUAUCCAGAGAGAAACCCAACACAUCUGGCAACUUGUGUUCAACAGUUCGGUUACAAGCUUCCAUUCUCGUGGUAUUGUGGCGGAGUCAUAUUGUUCACCAUUGAACAGUAUGAAAAGAUGAAUGGGAUGGCGAAUGUCUAUUUCGGCUGGGGAAAGGAAGAUGAUGAUUUGUACAGAAGAAUUUUAAACAGUGGUUUCCAGCUGCACAGGCCGGAACCAAGCUUUGGAGAUAAGUGUUUAGGACGGUAUAGGUCACUAGAGCAUGGAGAGAGAGAUUACAGUUCGAGUUUCAGGAACAACCAGCUGUUAACUCAGAGUCGUAAUAGGCAAACCGCUGACGGUCUGACGAACCUACAGUUUGCGGUCAAGAGCGAGGUGACGAGUGAGUUGUUGACGCGCGUGGUGGUCGACGUGUGUCGAGGUGUGUCAUUCGUGUCACCGGAAGUCGUGCAGUGUAUCACACCGAGACGCAAUUCCUCCCGCUAGUGUGACGGAGUCAACCGCACGUGUUACACAAUAGCAACAAGGAGGCUUCACUGGAAGUGACUCUCAAUCAAAGUAGAGUGUUUUAUCCGUUGUCUUGACUGUAGAGCCCACAGAUUUGGUUAGAACCGUCGAACGGAAAUGGCGUGUGGUCAUGCAGCUGUGGGUUGAACUUGGACCAUCUGGGCUGGUUCCGGUCUAAUUAGAUUAGAAGAGACGACUAGAUGAAAUUUACUCUUGGUUCGAAAUGCGUGAAGUUUGUGAAGCGUAUCACAGAGUGUCUUCCAUGUUUAUUGCUGUCGGUCACGUUGACUGACCGGUUGUCGCACCGCGUUGCUCUCUUUCUAUUGGCGUAAUCGAAUUAAGAUUGAAUAUCCCGGAUAUUGAUAUCGCGUGACCGGAUUAGAUCAUACACUCUCACGGAUGAUCGAGAGGAAACCGUUGCGGUCGAAACAGUUUGAGACGUUGGCGGCGUUUGGCGGGCUUCUGCGAGACACUAUUUGCACCGAACUGGUUAGUUCGUUACGCAAACUUCGCGAGACUAAAACUACCGCUGAAGGUAGUUGAGCGCUUCAGGUUACUGUUUGACGGUGUAUUUCGUCGGUUUCGGUGAGCAGACGGACUUGUCCAGCACUUUCCAUCUUCUCGACAAUUUGUCACGCGGUUAGGAGCCUCUCCAUUCUUACAUUGUGAACAAUUAGCGUGAAACACGACAAGUACGAGCAUC
Molecule: messenger RNA, 1789 nt
Organism: Corticium candelabrum
Lineage: Eukaryota; Metazoa; Porifera; Homoscleromorpha; Homosclerophorida; Plakinidae
Product: beta-1,4-galactosyltransferase 3-like
Exons: 7
Coding region: 19-1065 (348 amino acids)
Biological process (GO): carbohydrate metabolic process
Cellular component (GO): Golgi apparatus
Molecular function (GO): galactosyltransferase activity
Source: RefSeq, a predicted model, not a curated record